This is a messenger RNA of Solea senegalensis (Senegalese sole), 1739 nucleotides long. RefSeq names its product serine/threonine-protein kinase NIM1-like. Gene Ontology annotation, biological process: microtubule cytoskeleton organization; intracellular signal transduction; protein phosphorylation. Gene Ontology annotation, cellular component: cytoplasm. Gene Ontology annotation, molecular function: protein serine/threonine kinase activity; tau-protein kinase activity; ATP binding. The record is from RefSeq and is a predicted model, not a curated record. Lineage: Eukaryota; Metazoa; Chordata; Actinopteri; Pleuronectiformes; Soleidae. Bases 342 to 1670 code for a protein of 442 amino acids. The transcript has 4 exons.
CUGGGGGUUAAAGAAGAUGCCGUAAAGCCUGUCUGUUGUCUGUUUGUGUGGGUGGAGUCGAGUACUCUGGGAUUACAGGACGGUAGUUCUGGAUUAUACAUCAUGAGACAAUACUGCAGCACAGUGAGAGAGCUGCAGUGGGACCACAGUGUAUCAGCAUCUGGACAAACACCAUCACCGUCCUUCUGGAGCAAUUUUCCUGAUGCUGCUUCUGAACAUUUCUCUCUCCAGUUUUUCGAUUGUGGAAAUUCAUUUUUCCUGGAUUUGACAAACUCCUUGUUUUCAAUAAUCUUCCAAAGUUAGACGACAGAAAGAGAUUCACAAACUCUGAAUUAGGAGUCAUGUAUAACAGAAACAACACCAUCAACAUAGAGAGGAACAAGAAGAACAAACGAGGCAAAACAUGGGCUCACUUGAAGACCAUGCCACACCUGGAUAAGAUGGAGAUGAAGGAGAACAUGACAGAGGAGCAUGCGUCCAUGCAGCUCACCACUUAUGGGAAGGCCCUCUAUGACCUGACCCAUUCUGAGAAGGUGAUGAAUGACCUGACGUUCGGACGGCGGGUGGGCUUUUACGAACUAAGAGGGCAGAUCGGCUGUGGCAACUUCUCCCAAGUUAGACUGGGGAUACAUGACCUGACCAAAGAGAGGGUGGCAGUGAAAAUCCUGGAUAAAGUGCGUCUGGACAAACGCUCGCAGACACUUUUUGUCUCUGAAAUCUCCUGCAUGGAGAAGUUGUCUCACCCCAACAUAGUGCAGCUGUAUGAGGUGGUGGAGACUUUCAAGAGGCUCUACCUGGUGAUGGAGUAUGCCAGCGGAGGAGAGCUGUUCUCUCGUAUCAGCACCAGGGGGCGCCUGUCAGACUUGGAGAGCAAGCUUGUGUUCUCGCAGGUCCUGUCUGCAGUCAAAUACAUGCAUGAUAACAACAUUGUCCACAGGGACCUGAAGGCGGAGAAUGUUUUUUACACCAGCACUUACUGCAUUAAAGUGGGUGACUUUGGCUUCAGCACAAUCUGCUGCCCCAGCGAUGUCCUGCACACGUUCUGUGGCUCUCCACCUUACGCUGCCCCUGAGCUGUUCAAAGAGAAAGGUUACAUUGGUCAAUAUGCAGACAUGUGGGCGCUGGGUAUCUUACUUUACUUCAUGAUGACUGCCACCAUGCCAUUCAAAGCUACCAACACAGGCAGGCUCAGAUGCUGCAUCCUGCAGGGCUCUUACGCCAUCCCCUCCUAUGUAACCCAAUCGUGUCAGGGGGUCAUUAGGGGCCUUCUGAGGCCAGUGCCUGUCGAUCGCCUCACAAUUGCACAGACCAUUUCCAGCAAAUGGAUGCGAGGCAUUGAAUACCCUGAGGCGUAUCCCUCUUACAACCCUACACCUUCCCAUCUGGUUGAGUCUGCCUACGUCCUCAGCUCAGAUGAAUUAAAUGUCAAGGCAGCGCUUGAGGAUCUUGGUAUCACCAGGGUCCAUCUCCUCAAGAACAGCCUUGAUCUGAGAGGCCCCGUCACCGGGACUUACCGGAUUCUGCUGCACCGCAUUCAAAAGCGGAGGUCUGUUGAGGCUGUGGGUUACAGCCACUUAUGCACCAUGGAGUCACAGAACAACUUGCGAUGGAGAGCAGGGUCAGACGGCCAAUUAAACAAGGACCACUCUGUCGUCUGUGCCAUUAUGUAGCUCGGGGGGUGUCAAAAACAGGGAUCCCACACCUUGGUUGACAUCAAAUUCAAGGACUGUUCAAGGACU